GAGGGCUGUUCACGCUCUGAAAUCUAACGUGCAGAAAGUUUUGAAGGGGGAAAAACACAAUAAGGAGGCAAAUGGAGGUUGUUUGGUAACAGCUGAGAGGGGAUAGUUUUUACCCAGAAUGCGGAGAGGAAGCAAAUGCAGGAAAGGAGCUGAGGACUAUGUAGGAAUUCCUGACUGAAGUCAUGGGUUCGGAGGCGAUGGAGGAUUGUGUGCAGGGGGCGCUCUCAUCUCUUUAUCCUCCUUUUGAGAGCACGGCACCACCCCUCCUGUCCCAGGUCUUUUCAGUCCUGGAGUCGACCUAUCAACACGACAGUCUUCGCUACCUCCUGGACUACUUCGUUCCUGCCAAGCACCUCCUGCAUAAACUCCAGCAGCACGCCUGUUCUCAGUACCUGGGCUGCUUGUUCCUUCACUCCGGCUGGCCUCUGUGUCUCGGUGAGAAAGUGGUCGUACAGCUCUCCACCCUGGACUGGAGGCUCCUGCGCAGUAAUGACUUCUAUCUGCAGGUGGUCCCCUUCUCUACCCGCUGCCCCCGGCUGGCCCUAAAAUGUCUGGCCCCCGGGGGGCGCACCGUUCAGGAAAUCUUGGUACCCGAGUCACAGCACCCCCUUGUGUUCACCACUGAGUGGCUGCACAGUGUCAACAAAGAACGAGGCCACAAGAGAGAAGUUGGAGGAGGACUUGACACCUGCCUGAUUAGUACAUGUGAUGGUGUGGUUCGACUUCCGUGGAAGGAGGUUGUCUACCCAAAAUUCAUCCACGAUCCCUCUGAGGAGCUGGGCCUGAUGUCCAACCACGAGGGCCCCACAUCCAACCGCCUGCCCAGUGAGGGGGGCAGCAGCCUCGGGGGCUGGGGCGGCUCAUCCUCUGGAGAACCGGACUCCUGGUCGUGGGAUGAGGAGGAAGAUGACGGUUUACCACCAGACGGCUUGGACUCUGCGCCUGCACUUCCCCGGCGGAGGCGUAGCGAAGAUGGGCUCGGGCGGACAGCAAGGCACCCUCAGCUGGACGGGGACUAUGUGGAGCUGUUGGAGCCCAGAGUGGGUCCUGAUGGAGGAGUUGACACAAGGCAGAGAUACCUGGAGAUGCAUGGAAUUUGUAAGACCAAGACUUUGCCUCUGUGCAGGAGAGGGAAAGCUAUCAAACUCCGGAAGGGCAAAGCUUGGGGAUAUGGGAGACUGGAAGGGUCAGGAAGCUUUCGAGCUGUCCUUGGUGCCAAAAGAGAUGUAGUAACCCCAAAAGGUGACAUUUUGCCACCUCGACCUCCACCAGGAGUCACUGAACCUGGCAGAGGGAGGCGAUGUUACUCCUCUUCUGUCCAUGACUCAGAUGAAGGGGAUAAAACAAGCAGAGACUCGGAGGGCCUGGAUAGCCACCGGCUUUAUUUUGAUGGCCCGUUCAAAGAGAGGCGGCCCGGUGUGGGCAAGGAGAGAGACAGCAAUGGCCUCAUGCAGCCAUGCAGGGACGACCACAGAGGUAAAGACUCAGAGAGCGGUGACAGUCUGGUCACAAAUGAAAUCCACAACUUGACGAACCACAAAGUCGGCCAUGUAAUAGAGGGCCACUCAGAUCACGGAUCCCAUUCAGACUCUGUUUUCGAGGAUACGGAUAAACCAGUGAGCGGAGACAGUGAAGCCACCACCCCAGUAUCAGAUGCACCAGAGAGAUCAUUCACUGGAGUUUUAGAAAGUGGAGAGAUCACCAACAGUGGAUCUAAAAUGAAGAGUUUGUCUAACCCAAAGGGGACAGAAGGAACUGAUGAAGGAAAGACGGAGGACAGAGUGUGUCCCAGAGGAAAGGAAGUUAAAACCGCAGGAUUCAGAGUGCCAAGGAGGAAAAGGAGGGGAAAGGGGGCCAAAGGGAGGGCUAGGUCCGGUGGCCGUGCACACCAGAAGGGAUCAAAACAGCAGGGUAAAGCUUCUCAACCAAGUCCCUCCACCUGCUCUGCUUUGACAACGCUGCCAAUCACUGAGGACAACCAAUCGGAGCAAAGAGGACAGGCCGAUGAACCUGACGGACUGCCACCUCCAACUAAUGAGGGGACAGAUGACACAAGAAAAAGCAGUCCAGAGAAUGAAGCUGAAUCAUUGCCUGUCUGCAAUGGCCAAUCGGGCACAUCCUUAUUAAACCACUCUAAUGAGGAAGCCGGGACAGGGGAGACGUGCCCUGACCAACAAAAUGGUGUUCCGUCUAAAGAGCCUCCCCUGCUGAGGGAACUGGACACAGAGCUUCUCCAGUCCGGGAAGUUGAAGUUAACAGGUACGGUGGACAGGCUGGGACGUGCUCUGGUCGUCACCGAGACAAAUGCAUCAGAGGAGAGUUUCAGUGAGGAGGAGAUGGCCCGGGUCCUGGCCUGCUACCACCAAAUCACUCGGCCUGCAGCCAAAGAAAAAGGUCUCACGGUGCUAAUGGACAGCAGACGCUCUCCACCCUCCACUCUCUGCCUCUCUGCGCUUAAAUUGUUCCAGGUGUUGGUUCCUGGCGGUCUUGGGUCUGUUCUGGUUUUGGUGGAGGAUCAGCAGGAGUCCCUUUCUCAUAACCUGGAAGGAGCAGAGGUCCACACUGUGAGGGGAACAGGGGUCCUUCAGCAGUUUGUAGACAAGCAGCAGCUGCCCAAAGAGAUGGACGGAGACUUCACCCACUGUCACUCAGACUGGCUGGUCUUCAGACUAAGCCUGGAGAGUCUGACAGAGCGCUGUGAGAGCGCCCUCUCACUCCUAGCAGAAGCACUGCAGUCGAUGGAAGCUGAGCCGAUGCCAGACAACAUCAAGGAUGUUCCGGUGAGCAUCGACAAACACAGGCAGCUCAUGGUGAGCGUCCUGGCCGACCAACGGGUAACAGAGCUACAGCAACGGGGCGGAGCCUGGCUCGCAGGACUGACCAAUAGCACUUCUGGACUGGCACAGAAGUCACCAGACUGCAGGGCUGCUCUCGCUGCGACCUCUAAACUCUAUGACAGCGUGGAUGACGCCCUCCAUCGGCUCGUCCGAGUGUCCAACCAAAGAGGUCGCGACCUGGAGGCUCUCGGACGACUCGCGGGGCUGGUGGACAAACUGGAAAAGUGCGAUAAGGAGAUUGAGCAAGUCCAGUCACAGCUGGAAGACUACAAGGACCCUCCUCUGUCCCUCAGCAGACUCUCGCUCAAACAGCAGAAGUUCAAGACAUUCAGAGAAACAGCCAACGAGCUGCACAGUGAGACUCUGUCAGUGCUCAGUGAUUUGGAGGGCUGGUGCGAGCUGGACUGGGCAGGCCUGAGCGACAUCCAGAUCCAGCUGCCUCCAGUCAGGGAGAAGCUGAGAGACAUGUCCCACUGUCUGUCCGACUGCUGGACCACCCUGGAUAACACACAGAGGCUGCUGUCCACGCUGACCGAGGCCACCCAGUGGUGCGAUGCUGUCUCCACUACCUCCUCCUCCCCUUCUUCUUCUUCUUCCACCUGCCCUCUUGCCUCCCUCCCUCCGAUUCCCCCAUCCCGUUUCCAGGAUGCUCGUUCCUUGGCCUUAGAGCUUGGCGGCGGGGCGCUGCUGGAUCUCUGGACCCAGACCGUAGAGCGCUACCAGCGGACCGUAGCGCAGGUUAAACCCAGGUUCCUCCAGUCAGACAGGGCCCAGAAUCAGGGCCAGGGGAAGCCAAAGACGCCUUCCGCCAGCAGCCUGUGGGACCUGAUGGGUCCUGAGGGAGAGGGCGACUGGGGACUCGGGGCUGGAGGUGGCGAAGGUGGGCUGCAGUCCUGGGGAUCCCUGGCAUCGCUGUUCAGACCGCAGACCUGCUCCACGCUGAAGAUAGGAGAGGAGAAAGGGAAUAAGAAAGAGGGAGCAGGAGGAGGGAGUGGAGGAGGAGCUGGCGGAGCUGGAGGAGGGAAAUUCCUGCAGAACCUUCUGAAUCCUGCAAAGAAGAGUCCCACAGAUGCCCCGCUCCCCCCUAAGCCCCCCAGGAAACGCCACCCAAGCUUUGACCUCCAGGCUCUUCUGGCUCCCCGCAGGGGCACUGCCACCCCGAAGCCUGUCGAGUCCCCGGUGGGCGGGCCGAGCCGUAAUUCCCCCAUGUCCUGGCUGGGGAGGCGGGCGCUAGCUGAUCCAGUUAUUACCACUAGCAUGGCUGCAGCCAUCCCUGGAUGGGGGGGCGGAGGAGGAGGAGGGGUGCUGAUUCGAGGGGUGGAGGUCAGCAGCAAGGAGGUGGUGGACCACACGGGGUCACCACGGCAACACGUGCUGCUCGGGAGGACUGAGAGGGACACAGGGACAGACAGGACCGGCUCAACUGCGCAGAGUAAGCUGUACCUGCUCUGGUGCAGGAUGCUGAGUUCCGAGAGGCAGUAUGUGACUGUCCUGAAGGGGGUAGAAGAGACUUACCUCCCCUUACUGGAGCUCUCAGACACUCCGGCCUCCAUCAGGGGGAAGGCAGACACCCUCUUCCCCAACUGGGCCAGCCUCAGCACCUUCCACUCGCAGAACCUACUCCCUGCCAUGGAGGGCGCUCUUGUGCAGAGCUUGUUGCAACAGGACUGCUUCAGCAAAUAUCGGGAGCAGUUCCUGCAGUAUUCCCACUACAUCAGGACCAAACCAGAACUGGACUCUCCACUGGUCACACAGGCCACAGACUUCUUUAAGUCCAAACUCCCCCCAGCCUCCCCCCUCUCCCCUCUGUCCUUCCCUCACUGCCUUCAGGCUCCCACUCAGAGGCUGGAGCAGUACUGCGAGGCCCUGGAGGAGCUUGGAGGGAUAAACCCCGCCUCCGACUCCGCCCUCUCCAUCCUGAGACACGCCCAGCGUCACGGCGAGGACCUCAGGGCCAGUGACCUCAUCGUCGGAUGUCCGAUCCCCGUGGCGGAGCGCGGCGAGCUGGUGCGGCAGGGCGAGCUGACGGUGUGCGGGGGAGCUCGGAGGAAGCGGGCGGGCGUGAGGAACGUCUUCCUCUACCAGCACGUCGUCAUCUUCACCAAACAGAAGAGCCCCGGCCCGGGACGCGUCGCCUACAGCUACAAACAGAGCAUCAAGACGGGCGAGAUGGGCCUGACUCAGAGCGUGGGUGAGGAGGGGGUGAAGUUUGAAGUUUGGGUCCGGCAGGCCCCUCGAACCAGAGACUGCAUCACGCUGCAGGCGAAGGACAGGGAAGACAGGGUGGCCUGGACUCACGACGUCGCGCAGCUGCUGUGGACGCACGCCAUCAACAACACAGAGUUGUGUCUGAAGGAGUCUCUCUGCAUGGGGAUUUCCAGUAAGCUGCUGCUGGACGCGGCGGGGACUCAAGGCUCAGAGCUGGACUCCAUCUCCAGCCUCAGCGACAGAGUCCACAGUAGCUGCUCAGACUCCUCCUCUGUCGGCAGCCAGAAGGAGGGGGGAUCCCCGGCGUCUGGGAGGGACCCCAGGAGAAGCUCCGGAUCAACAAGUUACUCACAGAGUCAGUCUCCCUCCACAGCGGUGUAGCUGUCAUCUCAAUAACAAAACUGGACCCUGGACUUUGUGAAGAUUUAAACAUCUCUCUCCCACCUCUGGGCACGCCGAACUGGACUUCGAGGAGCAGCCGGACAAAAGGGAGACCCUCAGACUCUUUUUCAACUUCUCCCACAUGCCCCCUUUCCCCGCCUCGCCCCCUUCACCUCCGGUAAAACAAAUAAAAUGCCAGCAGAUUAGCCGGAGCAGUGCCGCGCUGCUUUUCCCUCCCGGCUCUGAUACGAGCCCCCCGAAGAAAAGCUGCCUCCAAAAAAAAAAAAAAAAAAAAAGGAUCAAAACUGCCCUGUUUAAAGCAUGACAAGCACCAGCGGGGCUCUCUGCACUCCGCCAUUUUGGAUCUGCCAGUCUCAGUUGCUGGCAGAGUCAUUGACACCAAAGGCACUUCAGCCACACAGUGCGGCCAUUGUCUGCCCAGCGGCUCCCCACUAGGCCAAACCACUUGGUCUGAACCACUGACUGCCUGGCUGGCUGACUGUACGCGUCACAUGCUCCAGCAUCUGAUAAUAAACAGGAAGUGAUAUGCAGGGCGUAAAUCCACCGUAGGAUUGCAGAUUUGGAAUGUAUUAAGUACUUUGUCAUUUUCAUAACGCUGAAUGGAGUACUGUAGGCCUGUUUUUUCCUCCUGCCUGUGUAGAAAUGCGUGGCAUAGGCUAGGUGUGAUUGCAUCUAUGCAAAUGAGGCAGGGGUGGUGUGAGCAUGCACACACACACAAAUACGCACACACACACAGCGUCCCUCAACACAUGCAGUCAUUCUUAUUGUUAUAAGACAGUGGAGCACUAUUCACAUGCUCACACACACACACACACACGCACACACACUCGCUGAGGCCAUCUUAGAGCCUGGUACAGUGGCCAAAUCAGCGUCAGGCAAGGUUACAUCUGGACACACACACAGUAAGCAUCGGCUCAGAGAUGAACGGGAAGGUCUGACGGCAUCAUAUCCAUAUCUGUUUAAGCUAAUGAUGUCGCAUUAGCAGAGGCAAGGAUUUAAGGGCGUAAUGGUAUUUAGUCUUCUUUAAAGUGUCAGCGACAUGAGCUUCUUGGUGCCUUAAAAAAUGCUCUUCAGUGAUACGUACUGAUUAUGAAUUCAUGCCUUUUAAUAUGAGAUGCCAUAUUCUGUAUGCCAAAGGUAUAAAAUGGGUGUCCGUGCAAUGAUUUGUGUACAAAGAGGUGUUGUUACAUUCAGUCUGAACUUUCCUCAUUGGACCACCUUCUCCAUGAAAUGGAAGAGAGGUGGAUCUGUUCAAUGUGCCAUAUUCUGGUUUUACUGGUUUUGUGCUUGCGGCCAGAAGACAUGAACUACUUCUGAUUAUUCUUAAAGGGCCGAGUUGUUGCUCAAAGGGUUUCAUCCAAUAGUCCAAAAUCUUGUUUUGAGCUUCAGGAUGACAGUUUGAAGACAUCUUAGUGAUGCCUCCAAAGCCUUAGCAGCCCCUAAAAUGUUUGGCUGCUGUGACGUCGGAGGAUUUCCUUAAAUUUUAACUGAAUAAUUCGGCAUUUUGGGAAGUAUGCCAGUUUGCUUUCUUGCCAGGGGUUACGUCAGAAGAUCGAUACCACUCUGACGUCUGGAAGCUAAAUAUGAUGCUACUGCCUGCAGCUGGUUAGCUUAGCUUAGCAUUAAGAUUGCAAACAGCUAGCCUUGCUCUGUAGUCUACCAGCACCCGUAACGCUCACUAAAUAACAUGCUAUGUCUCGUUAUUUAGGUCGUUAAGUAAAAAUAAUAAAAUACAGUGUAAUGGGAAGUUAUGUGCCAGACUAUUUCCUGGAGUCUCAUAGUCACUAUGAGUAACACUUUGCUUUUUGUAUCAGUUCAACAGAUAUAAAAGGUUAUUUAAGGACUUUAAGGGGUGCUGCAAGGUAGAAUUUGUUGCACAUGCAGGCUAGCUGUUUCCCCCUGCUUCCAAUCUUUGUGCUUAGCUAAGCUAAGCUAAGCUAACCGGCUGCAGCUGGAAGCUUCAAAUUAACCCUAGACUCAUGUAAGUCUUGAAAGCGGAUAAUAUUUCACAAAAUGUUGAACUUUUCUCAAAACUAAUGCAUCAUGAAAACAGCUUCAACUUGCUACUACUCCUCCAGACUCGGUAGUGGGUCCAUAAAUAGAUGUGAAUGUUACACUGCUGACUUUUAUUCAACAUCUCAGAGCAAAGGAAAUUAAAUUAGUGCUGAAUGUAAACAAAACGACCCACAACGUAACUUGAACUUGUCAUUUUAUGGUCACUUUAUGAUGCGGCCCAGAACAACAACAACAACAAAAAAAACAUUUUGCGACAGCAAGCACACAGUCGGUAAAACCAACCGCCAUCCGCUCACGAUCAAACGAUGUCACGCUUAAGGUACAACACGAACCCAUCAGGUAGCGAACGCCGGCGGCAGCGGGGAGGGUUGAGCCCGCGCCUGCGGACGGCAGCGGCGGUUUGCCGCUCGUUGUCAGAUUUAGCACGUUUCAUAUCUGCAUUCAAAUUCAACAACUUGCAAAUGGCUAUCGAGCCGUUUUCCGAAUCAAUAUGUAAUUUGUUGGCUUGGAGAAGCCUUGUACACUUCAUAGCCUGUAGCUGUUUGGUACAUUGCGUUGUAUUGGAAGCGAUGUAAUGAACACCAUCUUUCAUUCUUACUGCAGUAUAGAUUGUCAUAUGCAGAAUUCCUCACUUGUGUACGCCACGGCAAGGCAGUAUUAAUGUAUGAAACUUUCCUCUUGCUCUGUUGCUCUGACACGCCCUGCCUGAUGUUUACAUUUUUUUGGAAAGAAUGUUGGAAAUGCAUGUUAUGCUUACUUGAUAACUGUACUUUUUGUUGUUUUAAUUUUUUUCUAUGUCGAAUUAAAACUGGACGCAAGUUCCAAACCUCUCAGAGGGGAUUUAAGAGGA
Chelmon rostratus (copperband butterflyfish) is the source of this 8313-nucleotide messenger RNA. It is a transcript of the gene arhgef40, whose product is annotated as Rho guanine nucleotide exchange factor (GEF) 40. NCBI's taxonomy places the organism in Eukaryota, Metazoa, Chordata, Actinopteri, Chaetodontiformes, Chaetodontidae. The transcript is spliced from 27 exons. The coding region runs from base 183 to 5426 and encodes 1747 amino acids. The record is from RefSeq and is a predicted model, not a curated record. Gene Ontology annotation, molecular function: guanyl-nucleotide exchange factor activity.